Messenger RNA from Colias croceus (clouded yellow), 514 nucleotides. Its product is annotated as neuropeptide-like protein 31. The record is from RefSeq and is a predicted model, not a curated record. Lineage: Eukaryota; Metazoa; Arthropoda; Insecta; Lepidoptera; Pieridae. Bases 128 to 433 code for a protein of 101 amino acids. The transcript is spliced from 2 exons.
UGUAUACCAGUUGUGGGUUAUUUACCUGGCAGAUUAGUCACAAACUUAUACAAGAGGAGGUGUGUUCGAAGUUGUAUAAAUAGGUCGGCAGAUCGGACCUCAAACAUAUUCUCGGAUACUCGCCAAGAUGAAAACAAUUCUGUCUAUCGCUCUGCUGGUGUGCGUUUGCCUGGCAUACGCAUCUGCGUUGCCAAGCCCAUCCCAGGCUAAGGCUCAAGCCGCCGAUGAGGUGUUAGAGCCCCAGGAGUCGCAUUGGGGCGGCGGCGGCUGGAGGGGCGGUUACGGAGGAUACGGAGGUUACGGAGGAUAUGGAGGUUACGGAGGCUACGGAGGCGGUUAUGGACAUGGAGGUGGCUGGGGACACGGAGGAGGCUACGGCGGCGGCUGGGGCGGCAGGGGCUUCGGCCACGGCGGCUACGGCUGGGGACGCUAAACACACACCAAUGUACCUUCCUUAACUUUACGUAUUACUUAGAUCUGUGAUGUGAAUAUACAAUAAAUAUCGUUUAAAAUA